Pipra filicauda (Wire-tailed manakin) is the source of this 3446-nucleotide messenger RNA. It is a transcript of the gene ERLIN2, whose product is annotated as ER lipid raft associated 2. Gene Ontology annotation, cellular component: endoplasmic reticulum; endoplasmic reticulum membrane. The transcript is spliced from 11 exons. The coding region runs from base 21 to 1049 and encodes 342 amino acids. Gene Ontology annotation, molecular function: ubiquitin protein ligase binding; cholesterol binding. The record is from RefSeq and is a predicted model, not a curated record. Lineage: Eukaryota; Metazoa; Chordata; Aves; Passeriformes; Pipridae. Gene Ontology annotation, biological process: SREBP signaling pathway.
CGCCGGUGCCGGUGCCGGGCAUGGCCCAGCUCGGCGCCAUCGCCGCGCUCGCCCUCGGGGUCGCGGCCGCCGCGCUGCUCUCGGCCGUGCACAAGAUCGACGAGGGGCACAUCGGCGUCUACUACCGCGGCGGCGCGUUGCUGACCUCCACCAGCGGGCCCGGCUUCCACCUCAUGCUGCCCUUCAUCACGUCCUACAAGUCAGUGCAGACCACGCUGCAGACGGACGAGGUGAAAAAUGUCCCGUGUGGCACCAGCGGGGGAGUGAUGAUUUAUUUCGACAGGAUCGAGGUGGUGAAUUUCCUCAUCCAGAGCGCGGUGUACGACAUCGUGAAGAACUACACAGCUGACUAUGACAAGGCUCUCAUCUUCAACAAGAUCCACCACGAGCUGAACCAGUUCUGCAGUGUCCACACGCUGCAGGAGGUGUACAUCGAGCUGUUUGAUCAGAUUGAUGAAAACCUUAAACUGGCCUUGCAGCAAGACCUAACCACGAUGGCCCCUGGAUUAAUUAUACAGGCAGUUCGAGUUACAAAGCCAAACAUCCCUGAAACAAUCCGGAGGAAUUACGAGCUCAUGGAGAGUGAGAAGACGAAGCUGCUGAUUGCGGCGCAGAAGCAGAAGGUGGUGGAGAAGGAGGCAGAGACAGAGAGGAAGAAAGCUCUCAUCGAGGCAGAAAAGAUUGCACAAGUUGCUGAAAUAACUUAUGGACAGAAAGUGAUGGAAAAGGAAACAGAGAAGCGAAUUUCGGAGAUUGAAGAUGCUGCAUUUCUUGCACGGGAGAAGGCGAGGGCUGACGCUGAGUGCUACACUGCCAUGAAGGUGGCUGAGGCCAACAAGCUCAAGUUGACUCCCGAGUACUUGCAGCUGAUGAAGUACAAGGCAAUUGCAGCCAACAGCAAGAUCUAUUUUGGCAAAGAUAUUCCCAAUAUGUUCAUGGACUCUGCAGGGAGCCAGACCAAAUCUGCAGAGGGACUGGCAGAAGGAAUCCAAGAUGAAGAUGGGGCAGGAAUCAGCGAGGACACAAAACUGCUUCAUGGUGUCAACUGAAAGAUUUCUAUUCGUUUUAUAUCAAAAAACCCCCAUGAACUGGGAAGUUCCUUUUUGUUUUCCCCCUUUCCCGUGCUGAAAGAGAUGAAUCAGACUUAAUCCUUUCAAUCUUUUGUAUGACAAUUAGACACAAGGACUUUGGUAAUUAUGGGGUGGGUUUUCGGGUAACUUCUAAGCAGCCAACUCUAGGUGUGUCCUGUAGCUGCACCUCCCCUGCUCUUGGUCACACACACCCAGGAGUCUGGAGAGGCUGGAUGGGAACUUAAUUUGAGAUUGAAGUGGUUCGUAGCAGUUGGAGGUAAAGCAAUGCUGAGGUUUUGGAGGGAGGGGAAUCGCUGCUACGACUUGUUUUGUUUCGUUUUUUUUUCUUAUUGGAAAUUCCAAGUACUUGUUUCAACCCCCUUUCCAAACAAGGUGCUAGAUCUGUACACUACACGUGGCUGCUCGAGGCCUGGGCAGUGGCAGGUUCUGCUGAGCUCACGUGCACCAUGAGGGACAGAAGCUCAGCUGGAAUCCUGCAGGUUCCCAGUCUUUGGGGGGGGGGAUCAAAGCCUUAGACUGCACGUCACGCAGGCAGUGACCCAAAGUCCUCGUUUUCCGCAUCCUAACACUGCUUUGUUUUCCACUUGUCGUGUUUUUUGUAGCAGUUGGGCUGCUGGGUGAGGGUGUGGGCACAGGGGCAGUGUCCUGGAGGGCAGAGCUGGACGUGAUUUUCGGUGAAACCAGGCUGCAGGCGUGGAAAUUGUCACUGUCACAGUCAGAAAAACCAGGGAGGAAGGAAUUUUUGUCUCAGGGACCCUGACUUUGCAGAAAGCCUUGCAGGGGAGGAGCUGCUGGAGUGACCAGACGGUCGUUAACAGCUUAUUAUCUGCUCUGCAAGAGCAACUGGAUCUCGGUGUUUUCAGAGUGUGACUAGAAAAAGGGCAUUCGGGUGAGCUGAGAUGAGCAGAACUGAGCUCCUGUGGGUUUGGGUCUGAAUACACCUUGUGGAGGGAAGAUUUCAAGAGUAGCCAAGGGCACAAACCGUCAUCCUGAAAGGUCCCAGGGCAGAGAGAAGCAGCUCUUGUCUGAACUGCCCGAAGUUGAAUUCCCCUCUUUCUCUCAGAACAGUGCUAGAAUGCACCUUCCACUUCAGAGAACUGAGGAAUUCCUCACAUCCCAGAUGCGAGGAGGGAACAGAGUUUUGUUUUCCACGUGCAAAAUUCGAAGUUCAGGCCUAGAGAGAACAUUUUUUUCUCUCCCUACUCCAUCUGCACUUGGCAGCAGAGCCUGGUAGUUGAUUGCUGAUAUGAUUUGAGGCCAAUAUCCUCAUCUGAGAUGAUGCCAGUGCUCGUCAGAGACCAGCCUGUUGCGUUCACAGGCUCGUGCCCCAAAUUCCUGCUCCCCACCACCCCUGGCCUCACCCUUCAGUGUUUAAAUCUGCAGCAGUCUGUGUAACAAGGCAUCACACUAACAGAGUUCUGAUGGAUCUCAGCUGCUGGCUCCAGGGCUUUUACAGCAGUUCUCUCUUCCCUGUUGGGAGAGUGACUCUUGAUACUUGAAAAUGCAAAGUAGAAGCUGAGCGUUUCUGCUGGAGAAGAGUCCCAUCUUCUUUGUAUUUCUUGGAAAAUAGGACCUAAGGGAAGUCCCAUUUCCAGACCAACAUCAGACCCACAGCACUCAAACAAUUGCAUCCCCAGGGGAGCUGCAGUAUUCCUCACUCAUAACUAGGUCUGUGCAGGGAGAUUAUAAACAGGGAAUAGCAGAAAUUUAGCAAUGGGAAGGUAGUACCUGAUCCCUUGAGGAUGAGUUUGUUUGGGAUUGUUCUAUGUUCAUGCUUGAGGUUUCCAUCAGCAACUAAAACCUCCUUUUACACAAGUAUUUUUCACUAAUGAAAGGACCCAACUAAGCCAAAGUGGUAUUAUAAAGUCAUUUUUUAAUGUAUGACUUCACAGCAAGACAAUAGUUUGGGAUAAAGAGCUCUUAAGGAUUCUUUUAAUUAAAACCAUGACUGCUAAAGUAUUAAUGUAAUUUAGUUAAAUUGUGCUAAGAGUAAAAAAUCAAAAGCAAAGUUGAGUGUAUCAGUCUUGACAAGCCAAAAUCCGUUGUUGCAUCUUCAUUCACUCUUUGUAAAAUGUCCUGAAUUUUCCAGAGUGGAUCUGUCAUUCCAUGUAAACCUUUAUUCCCUCUGUCUCCCUCUUAAAGGGGCAUUUUGUCCUGUUUCCGUGAUCUUGAGGUGAAGAUCUGAAUUUUAAACCCACUGUCUCACAAAGGAAACAGAGGUUUGUGGCACUGCUGCUACCUGGGAAUGGCUACGGGGAGCAUGGGAAUGCUCUUUGAUCUUCUUAUGUACUGAAUUCAAAGCCUUUUUAUUUUGGUAUUUGCUAUGACAAUAAAAUGGCCUUCGAUUUUACUAUC